This is a messenger RNA of Porites lobata, 1524 nucleotides long. The record is from the annotation of a GenBank genome assembly. NCBI's taxonomy places the organism in Eukaryota, Metazoa, Cnidaria, Anthozoa, Scleractinia, Poritidae.
AUGCAGAACAAAAAAUCAAGGAGGCAAAGAGAUACCUUAAGACUGAGUUUAAGUCCCAUGUUGGCAGAGAGGAAACUUGUGCUGAUCACUGCACUGCAUGCCCUAGGUGACACAAGUGACUCCAACCUGCAAAGCAUAUGUCAGCACGAACAUGAAACUGACUGCGAGCAAUGCGAAUCAUUAGAGACAGUUUUGAAGGAAAUUGAAUCCGAGAUCAACUGUGUUGAGAUGCCGGAGGAGCACAGAUGGCGGUUAAGCCACGACUACAAACUCUGUUUGGCAUCUAUCCAGGAGUGGAAGGCGCAUUUGCUCCGCACAGUAAAUCAAGAAGAAGGAAAGCAGUUUGCUCUUGUACAUGUUGAUUCAACUUCAUGUUUAAUCGUUAUGGAUUGGGCCAUGAAAUACCUCCCACAACGUUAUCGGCAACGAAUGAGUGAUUUCUUCGGAAAACGAGGACGAAGCUGGCAUGUGAGUGCUGUGAUCACUAAGCAUACUGAAAAAUUCCAAGUGGAAUGUUUUGUCCAUCUGUUCGAUAACUGCACGCAGAACAGCUUUGCUGUAGCCUCUAUAAUAGAGCAUCUUUUAAAUACCAUCAAGAAAGAAUCACCGGAGAUUGAAAAUGUUUUCCUGAGAUCCGAUAACGCAGGUUGCUACCAUAGUGGACCUCUUUUGCUCAGCCUUCCGUUCAUUGGUCAACGAACCGGCAUGACAAUUCUGCGUUACGACUUUUCAGAGCCACAGUCCGGAAAAGACAUCUGUGACCGAAAGACCGCUCCUAUGAAGGCACGCCUACGACGAUGGGUCAAUGAAAAACACAAUGUCAUCACUGCGGAAGACAUGAAGACAGGACUAGAGUCGCAUGGAGGAGUAAAAGGAGUCAGGGCGGCAGUUGUCAAAGUGGACACUAAUAAAGAAAUCACCGCCAACAAGAUACCAGGUAUCAGCCUUCUUAACAACUUUUCGUUUGAGGAAAACGGAAUACGCGCUUGGCGUGCAUUCAACGUUGGACCCGGCAGAUUCUUAUCAUACAGUCAGCUUGAAGUUGUACCACAGGAAGAAACUGGAUUGAAAGUCCUAAAGGAGUGGGGUCCACGUAGCAACAAUCUUGGCUCAGUUAGCCAUGCUUCCAGUCCACGAGGAGAAAUAUUCUCAUGCAGUGAAAGUACAUGCGUGCUAACGUUCAAGACUCGAGAAGAAGCGGAAGCUCACAUGGACGCAGGGAAGCAUGUACGUGCGUCAGAUCUAGAUUGUGAGUCUGUGUACGAUGCGGCACGAAAGAAGUGGGCUGACCGAGUCGGAGAGAUGCAUGUGGCUAGCGGAGAUAGACAGCGAAUUGCAUUUGAAGAAGCCGGGCCUUCCAGUGCUAGAGAACGCCGUAAUAAAGGGUGGGCGCUUAAAUCAACUAAGCGGACCAACAGGAUGGAAGAGAAAGUAAAAGCCUUUCUUGUUCAGAAAUUUAACCAAGGAGUAGCGGGAGGGAAAAAGGCUGAUCCAAUUCACGUGGCUAGAGAUGAAGAGUAUUAG